Messenger RNA from Talpa occidentalis (Iberian mole), 3131 nucleotides. RefSeq names its product zinc finger protein 420-like. The transcript is spliced from 4 exons. Lineage: Eukaryota; Metazoa; Chordata; Mammalia; Eulipotyphla; Talpidae. Gene Ontology annotation, biological process: regulation of transcription by RNA polymerase II. Bases 1 to 3090 code for a protein of 1029 amino acids. Gene Ontology annotation, molecular function: RNA polymerase II cis-regulatory region sequence-specific DNA binding; DNA-binding transcription factor activity, RNA polymerase II-specific. The record is from RefSeq and is a predicted model, not a curated record.
AUGAGUGUCAAGAGUGUGGGAAAACUUUUUCCAGUAAGCACGCUCUCACUGGACAUCAGCGAAGUCACUGGAGCUGCCGGCCCGGAGAUGAGAAAUAUUCCCUCAGAAGGGACUGUGUCAUUUGAAGACGUGGUUGUGAACUUCACCUGGGAGGAGUGGCAGUGCCUGAGUGAAGCUCAGAGGACCCUGUACUGGGAUGUGAUGCUGGAGACCCGACGUCACCUGGUGUCCCUAGGGCAUUGUGUUAACGAUCCUGAGGAGAGGAUGUGGUCGGAGCAGGGAGUACAGCCGUGGACUGUGGACUAUCCCCCAAACCAGGACCUCUCAGAUGUCCAUACUGUGGAUCACCUGACUCACAACAGCCCUGCAAAUCAGGGCAGACAUGUGUGGCAAGUUCUUACCGCCAGCACCAAAAUACCAUCCAACGAGAGAACUGACUUAUGGGAAAAAAGCAAUUUGGACUCAAUUCUUUUUGUGAACCAUAGUAUCAAAAAUGGAAACAAUUCAGCAAUGAUGCCUGAGAACUUCACUAUACAUAGGACCAUGAUGAUCCCUGGUGAGCCUCAUGAAGAGCAUGCUGGAGAGAACGAGGAGGUCUUUAGUAGAAUGAGGGAACCCAUCAAGUAUCCUGAGCACCUUAAUCACCAGGUGAUUCAGAACUUUCAACAGCCUUUUGAAUUUCGUGAACAAGGAAAAGUCUUGAGCGAAGAAACAAUAUUUUCACCUAGAGGAGCCUUUCCGGAAGGGGCUGCCCGUAAAUGCAAUGAGUGCAGGGACACCAGUGAUGAGGCACCUUUCGAUGUCCGAGACAGAACCCAAGGAGGACAGACUCUCUGCAGUUGUAAUGAAAAGGGGAGAGCUGCGGAGAUGACUCCAGUGCAUUUGAAUCUUCCUAGGUAUGUUGAACACGAGCAGCAGGAAUGUUAUGAAAGUGGGGCCAGUCUCAGCAACACAUUUCACACCUAUCCGCAUGAGAGUACCCAGUUAGGACAGAAUAAUUUUGGAUAUAAGAGAUAUGGUGAAGUGGCCUCUAAAACCUCUGUUCUGACUGAACAUCAGAAAUCACAAGCAGACGAUCAACCUGAUGAGUGUGGGGGCACCUCUGAGAUUUCCUUACAGAGGGGAUACCAGAGAAAUCUCACUGCAGUGAAGUUGUUUGGCUCUAACGAUCAUGUGAAAACUUUCUCAUGCAAGACUGCCCUCACUGUACAUCCCCAAUCUCAAACGGGAGUGAAGCGCUACCCGUGUCUGGUAUGUAAGAAAACUUUCAGGCACAAAUCUGCUUUUAGUGUCCAUCAGAAAACUCAUACAAGGGAGAAACCCUAUGAAUGUCAGGCGUGCAGGAAAGUGUUCUCCUGUAAGUCAGUUCUUCUUCUACAUGAGAGGACUCACACUGGAGAGAAACCCUAUGAAUGUGAAGGGUGUGGAAAAUCUUUUUCCAGUAAGUCUUACCUCACUGUGCAUCAGCGAAUUCACAGUGGAGAGAAACCUUUUGAAUGUCAAGAGUGUAAGAUGACUUUCUCCUGGAAAUCAUCCCUCAGUCUCCAUCAGAGAAGUCACACUGGAGAGAAACCCUAUGAAUGUGAAGGGUGUGGGAAAGCUUUUUCCAGUAAGUAUUUCCUCAGUGAGCAUCAGAGAAUUCACACUGGAGAGAAGCCUUAUGAAUGUCAAGAGUGUGGGAAGACUUUCCGCCAGAAAUCAUCCCUCAGGAAACAUGAGAGAAGUCACACUGGAGAGAAGCCUUAUGAAUGUCAAGAGUGCAGGAAGACUUUCCACCAGAAAUCAUCCCUCACUGAACAUCAGAGAGUUCACACUGGUGAGAAACACUAUUAUUGCGAUGGGUGUGGGAAAGCUUUUUCUACUAAGGCACACCUCAUUAGACAUAAGAGAAGUCACACUGGAGAGAAACCCUAUGAUUGCAAAGAGUGUGGGAAAGCUUUUCCCAGUAAGUAUUAUCUCAGUGAGCAUCAGAAAAUUCACAGUGGAGAGAAGCGUUAUGAAUGUCAAGAGUGUAGGAAGACUUUCCAGUGGAAAUCAUCCCUCAGUCACCAUCAGAGAAGUCACACUGGAGAGAAACCCUAUUAUUGUGAAAAUUGUGGGAAAACUUUUUCUAGUAAGUCACACCUCAUUACUCAUCAGAGAAUUCACACUGGAGAGAAACCAUAUGAAUGUGAAGGGUGUGGGAAAGCUUUUUCCAGUAAGUCAUCCCUCUGUCACCAUCAGAGAAUUCACACUGGAGAGAAACUGUAUAAAUGUGAAGUGUGUGGGAAAGCUUUAUCCAGUAAGUCUUACCUCAGUGAGCAUCAGAGAAUUCACACUGGAGAGAAGCCUUUUGAAUGUCAAGAGUGUAGGAAGACUUUCCACUGGAAAAUAUCCCUCAGUAUCCAUCAGAGAAGUCACACUGGAGAGAAGCCUUAUGAAUGUGAAGAGUGUAGGAUGACUUUCCAGUGGAAAUCAUCCCUCAGUAACCAUCAAAGAAUUCACACUGGAGAGAAGCCUUAUGAGUGUCAAGUGUGCAGGAAGACUUUCCACCUGAAAUCAUUACUCACUGAACAUCAGAGACUUCACAUUGGUGAGAAACGCUAUGAUUGCAAAGAGUGUGGGAAAGCUUUUUCUGCUAAGGCACACCUCAUUAGACAUCAGAGAAGUCACACUGGAGAGAAACCCUAUGAUUGUGAAGAGUGUGGGAAAGCUUUUUCCAGUAAGUCAUCCCUCAGUCACCAUCAGAGAAGUCACACUGGAGAGAAACCCUACGAAUGUGAAGUGUGUGGGAAAGCUUUUUCCAGUAAGACUUACCUCAGUUACCAUCAGAGAAUUCACACUGGAGAGAAGCCUUAUGAAUGUCAAGAGUGUGGGAAGAUUUUCCAUUGGAAAUCAUCCCUCAGGAAACAUAAGAGAAGUCACACUGGAGAGAAGCCUUAUGAAUGUCAAGAGUGCAGGAAGACUUUCCACCGGAAAUCAUCCCUCACUGAACAUCAGAGACGUCACACUAGUGAGAAACGCUUUGAUUGCGAAGGGUGUGGGAAAGCUUUUUCUACUAAGUCACACCUAAUUAGACAUGAGAAGUCACACUGGAGAGAAACCCUAUGAUUGUGAAGAGUGUGGGAAAGCUUUUUCUAGUAAGCCACACC